Trypanosoma cruzi is the source of this 271-nucleotide messenger RNA. RefSeq names its product retrotransposon hot spot (RHS) protein, putative. The record is from RefSeq and is a predicted model, not a curated record. The annotation marks the transcript as partial. NCBI's taxonomy places the organism in Eukaryota, Euglenozoa, Kinetoplastea, Trypanosomatida, Trypanosomatidae. The transcript has a single exon.
AUGCCUGCUGGAAGGCCGGAGAGUGUACAAGGCGGCAAUGUGGAGAGUCGAGUGCCCACUGUGCCGCAAGGGGAUUGUCGGAAGAGAACGAGGUCGGACUUCCAUACUGACACCGAUCAACCCGCUGCGACUUGCAGAGGAGUGGGGAAAAGGCAGCAAACAAAUUGGACACUUUUGAGCCAAGUGGAGGAUGUACUGCUGGAGGGAAAGGAUCGCAUCACCAGCAUAAGGCUGAAUGAAUUCCUUCGUAUUUUUCUUGGCGGCAGGGGCG